Messenger RNA from Tigriopus californicus, 928 nucleotides. Its product is annotated as neuronal calcium sensor 2-like. Gene Ontology annotation, molecular function: calcium ion binding. The record is from RefSeq and is a predicted model, not a curated record. NCBI's taxonomy places the organism in Eukaryota, Metazoa, Arthropoda, Copepoda, Harpacticoida, Harpacticidae. The coding region runs from base 35 to 652 and encodes 205 amino acids. The transcript has 4 exons.
UUGAUUAAGCUUUGUAUUCAGUUCUGUCUUCGCCAUGGGAUUAUGUUGCUGCACAGGCAUGAGAGUGGGCUCUGUUGGAGGUGGGAUGAAGAAAGAGGACCUUCUUUGGCUUUCUGCUCAUACUAAUUACUCAGAAAAAGAGAUCUAUCAACUCUACAAAGGGUUCCAACAAGAUUUUCCGGGUGGUGGGAUUUUCAGGCGCCAAUUCGAGCGUUUCUUCAUGGGCACUAACGAUCUUCAGAACCAACGAGGAAAGAAAAUGUCCAAUUUGGUCUUCAAAACAUUGGACACAGACAACAAUGGAUACCUGGAUUUUCGGGAGUUUUUAUUGGGCGUGGAUUUGGUGGGUGCUCGCACACCCGAGGAGAAACUCAUAUGGGCGUUCAAAAUGUACGAUAUCGACAACAGUGGGAUCAUCGACCGAUCAGAGAUGGAAAAUGUCAUGAAAUCCAUCUACAGUAUGCUAGCCGCCGUAUCAGAAGCGCCUCCGGACGAUCCGAAGAAGAGAGCCAACGCAAUCUUUAGUGAGAUUGACAUUAACGACGAUGGAGGGUUAUCCCAAGAGGAGUUUCUCAAGGGAUGUCUCAAGGACGAUGAGCUCAUGAAGCUUUUGGAGCAAUUGUUCAAUGUACUCACAACAACCAUGGAAUAAGACCUUGAGUUACACGACAUCAAUUGCUGGACAAUAUGAUAAACAUAGUAAUUAGUACAUAAAAGCCAGCCGAAAUUCUUAAAAUAUACAAUUCGGAGAAAACUUGAUAAGUACACUCCAUUACGUGACAUAGCUACUUAUUGAAAUAUUAUGUUUAUUUAGGUUAUGUGAUUUCUCUUGGAGUGAAAGUCAUUUAAAUAAAGACCGAAGAGAAUGUCUUUUCGUGGCCAAGGGAUACAAUGACUAAUUGACUAUUCUUCAGACAAAAUUCUCAAG